AUGGUUGUUUGGGUUCAGUUCCCUGGGUUCUCCGUCCACUUUUACCACAAGGAAUUGCUCUUCUUGCUAGCGAAUCUCAUUGGCAGAGCCAUCAAGCUCGAUUUUCAUACCAUGCACCAACAACGGGCAAAUUUUGCGAGAAUUGCAAUAGAAGUGGACCUAUCCAAACCUUUGGUUCCCAGAAUUCGGCUGGAUGGCAAAUGGAAAAAGGUUGAGUUUGAGAACCUGUCGGUUGUGUGUUUCGAGUGUGGUAAAAUUGGCCACACAAAAGUCACAUGCCCUCUUGUCUAUCGUGAUCGGACUGGCCUCGAUGUGACGGAGAACCACCCUCUGCCGCUGGCCGCCGUCGCUGGAGAAUCCUCGGAAGCAAACGCCAGUAUUGGGUAA
This is a messenger RNA of Linum tenue, 387 nucleotides long. The record is from the annotation of a GenBank genome assembly. Lineage: Eukaryota; Viridiplantae; Streptophyta; Magnoliopsida; Malpighiales; Linaceae.